Molecule: messenger RNA, 3988 nt
Organism: Glycine soja
Lineage: Eukaryota; Viridiplantae; Streptophyta; Magnoliopsida; Fabales; Fabaceae
Product: general transcription and DNA repair factor IIH helicase subunit XPD
Exons: 12
Coding region: 1422-3698 (758 amino acids)
Biological process (GO): positive regulation of mitotic recombination; transcription by RNA polymerase II; nucleotide-excision repair
Cellular component (GO): nucleus
Molecular function (GO): ATP binding; hydrolase activity, acting on acid anhydrides, in phosphorus-containing anhydrides; DNA helicase activity
Source: RefSeq, a predicted model, not a curated record
AUGUUGCCAUUCCUAAUCUUCAAUGAUGUUGGGAAUCAUUCUAUUACCAGUUUUCCUUUCAAAUAGUUAUGGAAAAUGUUGAUUCUUGAGAAGAUCAAGAUGACUACUAGCUCAUUCUAAAUAAUGCUUUGCCAACUAAUUUUCUCCGCUACAGGCCCCAUCUGGCUUCUUCUUCUUCUUCAGCCUUCUCUCCAUGUUCUUAGAAUGACCAAGAUAUUAUUCAUUGUCUUUGGGACUGCCCAAAAGCUAGGGAAGUCUAGAGUUGCUUAGGCUUUCUCUCCCCCAAGGCUUUCUUAAUUCCAACCCUCUCCUUUGGCUAAAGCAUAGCUUUUAGCUCCAAGGGGGAUUCUCUAUGUUGUAGCAUUAUGAUGGAUUUGGAAGUGGCGCAACAACAAAUUUUUUUAUGUGGACAAGUGGGUUACUCAACAAGUCAUUUGUUGGAUUUAUGCUUUGCACAAUGAUAUUGUUUUGGCUAUGCAAGAUUCUGCAAGUUGAGAGAUGUUGCUCUCUACUUACCCAAAUGGACUUGCCCUUUUCUUGGUAUAGUUAAGCUCAAUGUUGAUAGUAGUUGUGUAUUCCCUCGACCCUAGUGAUAGGGACUGGUGGUCUGCAUCGUGACCACAACAAUGUUGUUUAGAUUGCGGAGUUUUCUUCAUAUGGAUACAAUAUGCCUUAAAUGUGAAAUUAUAACGCUCCUUCAAGACCUUCGCUUUGCUUGGGACCGUGGAUUUCCUAGUGUUUGCUACGAGAUUGAUAAUACACAAGUUGUUGAGGUUGUGUGUUCUAGUAUUUGUCCUCCUCCUCAUCAAUAUGCACACCUCUUGCUACAAAAUUUUCAGUUUAUCAAUAGAAAGUGGCAUCUUUCCUUUAUCCAUAUUGAGAGAGAGGUCAACGAAGCUACCCUGACAAAUGUUGGGGUUAAUCAAUGUCAACCCUUUUGUACUUGGACCUUGUACUCCCUCUUACCCUUGAUGCUCUCUUGCUUAAGGACUCUGUCUAGGGUAGUUUCUCUUGUUAUUUUUCGCAGAAUAAAAAUAUAUAUUAUCACUUUAAUCAAACACUUCUAAAAUUCUUUUGUGCAUCAAAUGAUUGUUUACUCUUACUACCAUAUGCCACUGAGUCACCAGAUUUAGUUGAAAAACCAACCAAGUUCAUCAAGUUUUACCUAUUCAUUUGCUCAAAUCAUCUAAAAUGGUACUGGGGUGGGCCAUGUAUCUAAUUUUUAGUUGAAUUUAUGAGUUUAGUUUUCGAGUAAGUCUAAUAAAAUCUAUUUAAGAGCUGACCUGACCCUAUUCACUGUGCUACUAUCCCCACUGUUCUUGUCCCACAACUCACCACCGAGACAGUACAAAACCCUAAAACCUUCUUCUUCUUCUUCAUCACGGUUGAUGCCCAAUCCCUAAAACAAGGCUAAUUCCACAAUGAAGUUCGACAUAGAGGACAUAACCGUGUACUUCCCCUACGACAACAUCUACCCGGAGCAAUACUCCUACAUGGUAGAACUCAAGCGCGCCCUCGACGCCAAGGGCCACUGCCUCCUAGAAAUGCCCACCGGCACGGGGAAAACCAUCGCACUCCUCUCCUUGAUCACAAGCUACGUUCUUUCCAAACCCCAUUCCCCCCUCAAGCUCCUCUACUGCACCCGCACCGUCCACGAGAUGGAGAAGACGCUCGCCGAGCUCCGCCUCCUCCACGACUACCAGCUCCGCCACCUUGGCCCCGCCGCCAAGAUCCUCGCCCUUGGCCUGUCGUCCAGGAAAAAUCUCUGCGUUAAUCCGCGGGUUCUCGCCGCGGAGAAUCGCGACUCCGUGGACGCUGGAUGCCGGAAGCUGACCGCGUCGUGGGUCCGAGCGGUGGCCGCGGAGAACCCUGGCGUGCCGACGUGUGAGUUCUUUGAGCAGUAUGAGCGGGCGGGGUCGUCCGCGGUUCUGCCUCCCGGGGUUUAUACAUUGCAGGACUUGAGAGUAUAUGGGAAGGAGAAGGGGUGGUGCCCAUACUAUUUGGCACGACAUAUGGUGCAGUUUGCCAACGUGGUGGUGUAUAGCUAUCAGUAUUUGCUUGAUCCAAAGGUGGCUGGCAUAAUAUCUAAGGAAAUGCAGAAAGAGUCAGUUGUUGUGUUUGAUGAAGCUCAUAAUAUUGAUAAUGUCUGUAUUGAAGCGCUUAGUGUGAGUGUGAGGAGGCAGACUAUUGAAGGUGCUAGAAGAAAUCUUAAUAGGAUGCGUCAGGAAAUUGACAAGUUCAAGGCCACUGAUGCAGGUAGACUCCGUGCUGAAUACAACAGGCUUGUCGAAGGUUUGGCACUAAGAGGAGACCUGCCUGCUACUGAUGCCUGGCUUGCAAAUCCGGCCUUGCCUGAUGAUAUACUAAAGGAGGCUGUACCUGGAAAUAUUCGCCGGGCUGAGCAUUUUAUUCAUGUUUUGCGUAGAUUAGUUCAAUACCUUGAAGGGCGCUUGGAUACUGAGAAUGUGGAGAAGGAGAGCCCUGUUAGCUUUGUUGUUUCUAUUCUUAACCAUGCCGGAAUUGACCAAAAAGCACUAAAGUUCUGUUAUGAUCGCCUUCAUUCUUUGAUGAUGACAUUGGAAAUUACAGAUACCGAUGAGUUCCUUCAUAUCCAAACUAUAUGUGAUUUUGCCACCCUUGUAGGAACAUAUGCUCGUGGUUUUUCUAUUAUAAUUGAACCUUUUGAUGAGCGAAUGCCACAUAUUCCUGAUCCUGUAUUACAGCUUUGUUGCCAUGAUGCUUCUCUUGCUAUCAAGCCAGUUUUUGAGCGAUUUCAGUCUGUUGUGAUUACAUCUGGCACACUAAGCCCAAUAGAUUUGUACCCUCGUCUUUUGAAUUUCAAUCCUGUUGUCAGUAGAAGUUUUACUAUGUCCUUAACAAGAGAUUGCAUAUGUCCUAUGGUGCUUACCCGUGGCAGUGAUCAGCUUCCAGUCAGUACGAAAUUUGAUAUGAGAAGUGAUCUGGGUGUGGUAAGGAAUUAUGGAAGACUCUUGUUGGAAAUGGCUUCAGUUGUUCCGGAUGGGAUUGUAUGUUUCUUUGUUAGUUACUCAUAUAUGGAUGGGAUAGUCAAUACUUGGAAUGAAAAUGGAAUUUUAAAGGAAAUAAUGCAACAUAAACUUGUCUUUAUUGAGACUCAGGAUGUGGUAGAGACUACAUUGGCUCUUGAUAACUACCGCAAGGCUUGUGAUUGUGGAAGAGGUGCUAUCUUUUUUUCUGUUGCUAGGGGAAAGGUUGCUGAAGGUAUAGAUUUUGAUCGACAUUAUGGCCGACUAGUAAUCAUGUUUGGUGUUCCUUUUCAAUACACAUUAAGCAAGAUUUUGCUUGCACGUCUGGAAUAUCUACGGGAUACUUUUCAAAUUAAGGAAGGAGAUUUUCUGACUUUUGAUGCAUUGAGACAAGCUGCUCAAUGUGUGGGUCGUGUAAUCCGUUCAAAGGCUGAUUAUGGAAUGAUGAUUUUUGCAGACAAAAGGUAUAGUCGCCAUGACAAACGUUCAAAAUUGCCUAGUUGGAUACUAUCUCAUUUACAUGAUGCCCACCUGAACUUGAGCACAGACAUGGCUUUGCAUAUAGCACGUGAGUUCCUCAGGAAAAUGGCCCAGCCUUAUGAUAAAACCGGUGGCACUGGCAGGAAAACCUUGUUGUCCCAGGAAGACUUGGAGAAGAUGGCUGUCAGUGGCUUGGAUGAUAUGAUGUAUUGAGGCAUGCCUACAAAAUUUUCUGAACCGGGGCUGCUUUCAUCUGAAUAUUAAUUCCAUAUGCAGUUCCCAUUUUCACAUAGAUAUAGAGGAAGUGUCAUUUUGAUGAGAAUAUGAUUUCACGGAGCAAUCCAUAAUGAUGAGACACCUUGUUUUUAGCAUUGAAAUCUAGUUGAGGCUUCGAUCUUAAGUUAUUUUGUUUUGUUUUUUUUUUUUUCUCAGCAUUAAGUUAUUUUGUAUUACUUAUUGAAAUCUAGUUGGGUACUAUUGCAUGCUUAUCCUGGGUUCCAUUA